AUGAGUACAAUGCUUACGCGAGCUCCGCGUUCUUGGAGCAUUCGAGGAAUUACUCACACUCGCUUAUUGUCAACGCUCGAAGGACAUCCCCAUAUAUAUACCUUUCCUGACAAUGCAAGACCAGGAAGCCAUAUUUUAUCCUUGCUUUCAUCGGACCCGCCUAAUCGGGACCUAGCCAUUGGCAGCACAUCGAAGCUGCCCCCUACGCCGGAAUCGUUUACCCAGAAUUCAAAUUUUCUCAAGAUAUUAGAUGAAGUGGUCUCUGAGCACGCCACUAAAGACCCUGAAGUCCAAUCGCAGGCUCAAGUUAUGGUAUCCACUGCAGGCGCAAAUUUGGGUUCUGGAGGCAUAUUCUUCGCGCCUCAGCGGAGUCGAAAGCACAGACAUGGCUACGGACAGGGCGGAAGCGCUGGUGGCGAUUCCGCUGGUGGUGCAAGUGGACAAGGUGGUGCUGGCUCAGGUGGCCGCGGGGGUUGGAUUCAUGUAUCGGACAACCGUCGGCCACCGGAGUAUGGGCGGAUUGCAUGGCCCGAGGAUAUUUUCGGCAGUGUAGAAGUUGACAGCGAAGGGAAGUUUGUCGGCAGCAAUGGAAAUUAUCAAUCAAGUGGCACGUAUCGAAUAGUGACUCGCGACGGAAUACUCGGACUGAGCCCUUUCUUGAGAGAGAAGCUUGUUGAACGACUGCGCAGAGACCAGUGA
Messenger RNA from Talaromyces atroroseus, 699 nucleotides. RefSeq lists its product as hypothetical. The record is from RefSeq and is a predicted model, not a curated record. Bases 1 to 699 code for a protein of 232 amino acids. NCBI's taxonomy places the organism in Eukaryota, Fungi, Ascomycota, Eurotiomycetes, Eurotiales, Trichocomaceae. The transcript has 5 exons.